ACCGUUCUCAGUAAUCAUGUAAUUCGAUUUAUCAAAUGCUAUUAUUUUUUGCAUCAACCCGACGCACAACUUCAUCUUCUUCACCUGUUUUCUGCUACUGGUUUUUUUUUUUUCAAUCUCUGCUAAUGGAAUUAAUCAAAUUAUAUCAGAUAAUUCUUCAUUUUUGAACAUGGGUUUGUUGUAAUUAUAUGAAAGUGAAGCGGAAAUUGUUCCGAUUUGAGUUCUGAUUUUGUCCAGUUAAUGAAAAAAAAUUAAAAAUUAUCAUCAUUCAGAAUUCUUCAAUUCGAUCGAUGCGGUGGAUAUUUCAAAUAACCUUGAGCUAUUGAUUGGUUUGUUCGAUUAUAUUUGAAUGAAAUUUGCAGUCAAUUUGAUUGAUUACCUGAGGAGAGGUAAAAAUAUUUGAGAGGACCACAGUGAUCAUGAUAACCAUUUGACAUUUGGGUGGGGGUUCUUUUAGCAAAGCCAACACACCACAUGGGUAAAGCAGGAGCUUAGUGUACAAGUUGGUAAUGCGUCAAGAUCAGUUUCUAUACUUGCACUAUUGACAGAUAAAUACACUUAUUCUGAAUAAGUUUGUGAGAUCUUCCUUGAAUCUCUAUCAACACACUUACUCUUUAAGUUCAGCCUCCAUGGAGAAAGCACGGUUAGCAUCAGCAGCAGAUCAAAGAAGUGAACCCCCACUACAGAAGGCAGCAACACCUUGGGUAGUAAUCCCGUAUGGAAAAGACAAGGAAUUUCAGACUUUUUGUAAUAUUUCUGAACUAAAUAACACAAGCUAUAGAAGAUUCCUACCAGAGUUGAAAGGGAAAUCUCUUUGGCAGAAGAAUUCUCAUCAAGUACUCAUGAUGGUGGUUGGAAUGGAAAUCCCAUGGUGUUUAUACUUUUUGUUAGAGAAGAUCUAAUACCAGGGAAGGAAAUUCUUGUGUUUUGUCAUCUUGGUGGCAAAGAAUAGAGAAGUCAUAAAUUUCCUGAAGAAAAAGAUGAAUUGGCAGGAAGGCCUGAAUCGAUUUGUUAUCAUAAAGGUAAGUUAUACAUGAUAGGGGGGGUUAAUAUUCCUAUUUGAGUUAGAAAUAAUGCCUGAGCCUGAAAUCAUCCUCUAUAUAAGUAAAGUUGGUAUUCAUCUCAACUGCGGAGGUGACUAUUUAGAGAGAAGCUUUGGCACUCCUUGUACAAAAAUAUAUUAUGUGGAGUCUUCUGAUGAAAUCCUCAGAAGUAUAAAACUUUUCAUUCCUAUAGGUGUUUAUGAUGAAUACUGUGUAACCAAUAUGCUGAUAUCCAAGUUUGAUUUCUCGUCAAUGACUCGGGUGGAGGUGACAAGUUUGGAUGGUCAUGUCCUCUUUCUCAGCGGAACUACUAGACUGUGUUGCUCGGCCAAGGAAUUGGGUUACGCACGUGGUUGGGUGUAUUUUACUCAACCUCGUGAGAUGAGCUUUUGCAAGUAUGAUUUAGAAGAUAAAACUUUUAUGCUUUCAAUGCCAUGUCCAGACCUGCCGAAGCCGUGGUUCUCCCCUAACUGGCUCAUGAUUCCUACAACACUCUGCAGGGACGACGACAGUAGCAAUACUAAGGUAAUAGAAAACUCUAGCUUAGCAAUAUCACCAAUUAGGCCAAGAACCAGUAUAAACAAUGAUGACGAUGAGAAGGAGGAUGAUAUUGAGGAAGCAAGGCCACCUUGGCAUACACUUAGCGAAGAUAUACUGUGGUUCUUAUCAAGUUAUCUAAGCCCGUUGGAUUACACACAUUUACGUGCUGUUUGUAGAAACUAUCGGUCGGUAUUUCCUAUAAAGGAUUGGAGAAAAUUUUGUUCUACUAGGACCUUACGAACCAAUGUUUUAUCUCCGUGGAUGGUUUUUCCCAAGGAUAAUGAAUCUGUGUACAGUUUUAUAAACCCAGUGCAUAAUGAUGAAAAUUACCUCACCAGCAUCCCUGAAUUGCUAAAAGGUUUAACAAUUCGCUGCUCGAAAGAAAGGCGGUUGGUUACUCAUGUCUAAUGAAAGCUGUCGGCAGCUCUUCUACAAUCCGUUCACCAAAGAAAUCAUCCAACUUCCACUGAUGAUGUGUGAAUGCCAGUUCCGAGGUAUGUCUUUCUCGUCCUUGCCGACCUCUUCAGAUUGCGUUGUUUUUGGCAUCAGUGACGACAAUAAUGACCCAAGGGAUUUUGUAUAUAUCACAUUCAUUAAACAUGGACAGGAUAGUUGGACGUUUAAGAGCUUUGAUAAUGUUUAUUUACAAUUACCAUCCAAUAGAGCAAACAUGAAUUUCGAUCUGAGUGUUAACAGUCCUGUUUACUACUACGGAGGUUUUUGUUGCUUGGAUCUGAACGGAACUGUAGGAGCAUUUUCAUUAGAGAAUGGCAUGACGUGGCAAGUUUUGUCCAUAGUACCCCCGCCUAAUUGUGGUUUUAUAUAUAAGAGUUACUUGGUAGAGCUUGAAGGAAAGCUUUUAUCUAUACUAUUAGGCCAUUAUGGGUUCGGGUAUUUAGAUUGGACUUUUCGAAAAUGGUUUGGGUUGAAGUUGAGCAUUUAGGGAAGCAUGUAUUGUUUAUCAGCAGCACCUCUUGUAUCGCAACAAUUGCUCCGACUAGUCAAAUGGAGAACAAAAUCUACUUUCCUAGGUUGCACAACGAAGGAAUUCUAUUUUAUUCUCUGGAUUCAGGUAAAUAUCAUUCUCUUGGGAGUGAACAUUAUGGUACAGAUUAUUGUAACUCGAAAGAUAACUUGAGGUGCAGCUGGAUAGAACCUAAUUGGUCGGAGACCACACACCCAAAUUUUGUGUGGUAAGCUAAGAGCAUUUGGAAAUACAUGGAUAUGUGAUUAUUUGCAUACUUGUGGGGAACAGUUUCAUGAGUUUCUUCUUCUUUUAUCAAGUGUGCGUAACUUUAUUUGUGUGUUGUAUGUUAAGAGCUUUCUGGCAGUGUUGUUGUAUUUCAGUAAAUCAGUUACUUGCAUUAUGAGAUAGAGAUCCCUUUUGUGCUUAAUUCUGUGUCUUUUAUGUAAAGAUUGACAACUUAGCAUUUCUGUCUUUGUACAUGGCAAUGAUGAAUGCUUUCAGAUUCUCUGUCA
Messenger RNA from Papaver somniferum (opium poppy), 3062 nucleotides. RefSeq lists its product as uncharacterized. Lineage: Eukaryota; Viridiplantae; Streptophyta; Magnoliopsida; Ranunculales; Papaveraceae. The record is from RefSeq and is a predicted model, not a curated record. Gene Ontology annotation, molecular function: protein binding. Bases 1074 to 1991 code for a protein of 305 amino acids. The transcript has 5 exons.